AUGGGUCAGGCCAAGCGAACCCGCAAGUUCGCCGAGGUGAAGCGCGUCAUCUCGAAAAAGGACGCCCGCCGCAAGGAGAACGCCUCAAAGGCCGACGAGGCCAACGACCAAAAGAGCAAGACGGCGCCCGCCUCCUCGGAGCUGAUCCGCGAGAUCCCCCAGCAGCCCUCGUCCAUGUUCUUUCAGCACAACGAAGCCCUCGUGCCGCCCUACUCUGUCCUCGUCGAUACCAAUUUCUUGUCCCACACUAUUAGCCGCAAGCUUCCUCUUCUCGAAUCCUUGAUGGACCUGCUGUACGCCAAAGCCAACCCCAUCAUCACCGACUGCGUCAUGGCCGAGCUGGAGAAACUCGGACCCCGCUACCGACUAGCCCUGCGCAUUGCGAGGGAUCCCCGGUGGGAGCGACUCCGGUGCGACCACAAGGGCGUCUACGCCGACGACUGCAUCGUCGACCGCAUCAUCAAGCACCGAGUCUACCUGGUAGCCACCAACGACAAAGCAUUGAAGAACCGGAUACGCAAGAUCCCCGGCGUACCCAUCAUUUCGUGUGCCAAGGGUAAAUACGUCGUGGAGAAGCUGCCGGAUGCGCCGAUAUAG
Pestalotiopsis fici W106-1 is the source of this 597-nucleotide messenger RNA. Its product is annotated as rRNA-processing protein FCF1. The transcript has 3 exons. Lineage: Eukaryota; Fungi; Ascomycota; Sordariomycetes; Amphisphaeriales; Sporocadaceae. The coding region runs from base 1 to 597 and encodes 198 amino acids. Gene Ontology annotation, cellular component: nucleolus; small-subunit processome. The record is from RefSeq and is a predicted model, not a curated record.